Diplodia corticola is the source of this 1092-nucleotide messenger RNA. Its product is annotated as cyclin-dependent protein kinase regulator pho80. The transcript has 2 exons. The coding region runs from base 1 to 1092 and encodes 363 amino acids. The record is from RefSeq and is a predicted model, not a curated record. Gene Ontology annotation, biological process: regulation of cyclin-dependent protein serine/threonine kinase activity. Gene Ontology annotation, cellular component: nucleus; cyclin-dependent protein kinase holoenzyme complex. Lineage: Eukaryota; Fungi; Ascomycota; Dothideomycetes; Botryosphaeriales; Botryosphaeriaceae. Gene Ontology annotation, molecular function: cyclin-dependent protein serine/threonine kinase regulator activity; protein kinase binding.
AUGGCCAUGUUGCACUCUCCCUCGCCAACCUUCUCCGCCUCCAACUCGCCGAGCGCGCCCUUCCACACCCCGUCGCGGCCGUACAAUGCCUCGUGCCGCUCGUCCACCUCCAGCGCUGCCUCUCCGCGCGUCUUCACCCCUGCAGCUGCCGCGGCGCCUCCUUCGUCGCGGCGCAUAGAUGCCUCCCCAUCGCUGGUACCCACAACCUCCGCCUCCGUCCAGCGCGCCCGCUCCCCGAUACCCAAGCGGCAAACCUCUGAUGCCGCAACCCAGUACACACCCAACGACUACCCGCCUACCUUCCGCCCAACCCAGGGCAAGAGGCAGUCCAGCGCCAGCGCCGACCCACCACACCAGAGCCCGAGGGCUGCGAAGCGGAGGGAGACCUUCGCCGACACAGAAGCAGCCACCACGGAAGGCCCUCAGGAGCCGCAGCCGCGGGUGACGCCGCAGCCUGCCACUGUCGCGAGCGCCGGCCAGCCCGACGGAGAGGGGCAGGCGGAGCAGCAAGAUGGCGCCGCUGCGCCGCCGUCGCAGCCGCUGCAUCCCGGCACCAAGGUGAUGCCCGUCAGGUACGAGGCGUGCGAUGUCAAAGACCUGGGCGCUCUGAUCUCCGACAUGCUCAUGGAGCUGUUGCGGCUGAAUGACGCCCUCCCGCUGCAGGACGGCCAGCUGACGCGCUUCCACUCCCGUGCACCGCCGAGCAUCUCCGUCCGCGACUACCUCAACCGACUCAUUGCACAUGCGACCCUCUCGCCACCAAUUCUCCUUUCCAUGGUCUAUUACAUCGACCGCCUCUGCCUCCUCUAUCCCGCUUUCACAAUCAGCAGCCUUACCGUGCAUCGCUUCCUCAUCGCUGCCGCCACCGUCGCCUCCAAGGGCCUCAGCGACAGCUUCUGGACGAACAACACCUAUGCAAGAGUAGGAGGUGUCAGCACAAGAGAACUGGCCCUGCUCGAGCUGGAGUUUCUCACGCGCCUGCAAUGGCGGAUCGUGCCAAAACCCGAGGUUCUGGUCGACUACUACAGGAGCUUGGUGGAGCGGGGCGACGGCUACGUGAUGGCGCACGAUCCAGACGCCGAGGAGGAGUGA